Molecule: messenger RNA, 440 nt
Organism: Periophthalmus magnuspinnatus
Lineage: Eukaryota; Metazoa; Chordata; Actinopteri; Gobiiformes; Gobiidae
Gene: lhb
Product: luteinizing hormone subunit beta
Exons: 3
Coding region: 24-440 (138 amino acids)
Biological process (GO): ovulation; G protein-coupled receptor signaling pathway
Cellular component (GO): extracellular region; cytoplasm
Molecular function (GO): hormone activity
Source: RefSeq, a predicted model, not a curated record
CAGAACCACAGCAGUGAUCAGCCAUGUCUCCUCUCAGCUCCUUCCUGCUCAUGACCUGUCUGUCCAUUUGGUCCAUGCCUCCUGCAGAGGGCUUCCACCUGCCGCGCUGUCAGCUGGUGAACCAGACGGUGUCCCUAGAGAAGGAGGGCUGUCCUCGCUGUCACACUGUUGAGACCACCAUCUGCAGGGGACACUGUCCCACAAAGGACCCUGUGGUCAAUCUCCCAUUGGGCCACAUGUACCAGGACGUGUGCACAUACCGGAAGUUUGAAUACCGCAAGCUGGAGCUGUCAGACUGCCCCCUGGGGGUGGACCCGGUAGUGCAGUACCUGGUGGCCCUGAGCUGUCACUGCGACCGCUGCUCCAUGGACACAUCAGACUGCACCUUUGAAAGCCUCCCGCCCGACUUCUGCACGAACGACAUCCCCUUCUACUACUGA